Molecule: messenger RNA, 3454 nt
Organism: Myxocyprinus asiaticus (Chinese sucker)
Lineage: Eukaryota; Metazoa; Chordata; Actinopteri; Cypriniformes; Catostomidae
Gene: dlg4b
Product: discs, large homolog 4b (Drosophila)
Exons: 22
Coding region: 46-2460 (804 amino acids)
Biological process (GO): AMPA glutamate receptor clustering; chemical synaptic transmission; postsynaptic neurotransmitter receptor diffusion trapping
Cellular component (GO): neuromuscular junction; neuron projection; postsynaptic density membrane
Molecular function (GO): kinase binding
Source: RefSeq, a predicted model, not a curated record
CGACAGCUGUGAGACAGACAGCAUCAGAGAGGACGACAGGCUGACAUGCCUCUCAAACGAGAAGAUACAGAUCGUGCUCUGCAGGCGAUGGAAGCCUGUCAGUCUGCAGGUGAUGAAGGUUUCAGGACUCGCGCUGAGAGACUCUUGACCAUCUUUCAGAGUGACCUGUUUCAGGCUUUACUGGAUAUUCAGGAGUUUUAUGAGCUCACAGUGUUUGAGAAUCAGUCGACAGGUAGAACACACACACCUGGACUGAAGUAUCGUUAUCACGAUGAGGAAACUCCACCUGUACAACACAGUCCUACUCACCUGACCGCAGGAAAACCUACAGACAUGCUGCACCUCAGUGAUGCUGGACACGCCCCCAUCGACAGUACCCAUGGUUACACGCCCCAGAUGCACAUAUCACCUGCCAAGCCAGUGUUACUCCAGAGUUGUCAUGCCCCUUACUAUGCCACCUCUACUCUGAUGAACGGCAUGGAUGGAGAUGUUGAAUAUGAGGAAAUCACACUUGAGAGGGGUAACUCUGGUCUGGGCUUCAGUAUAGCUGGUGGGACUGAUAACCCUCAUAUAGGAGAUGAUCCCAGUAUCUUCAUCACUAAGAUCAUACCAGGAGGAGCAGCAGCACAGGACGGCAGACUGAGGGUGAACGACAGCAUUCUCUUCGUAAAUGAUGUUGACGUGAGAGAAGUCACUCAUAGUUUUGCGGUGGAGGCGUUGAAGGAGGCGGGGCCUAUUGUACGACUCUAUGUGCUGCGACACAAACCGUCAGCCGAAAAAAUCACAGAUAUUAAACUCAUCAAAGGCCCGAAAGGUUUGGGAUUCAGUAUUGCGGGCGGUGUGGGUAACCAGCACGUCCCGGGCGAUAACAGCAUCUACGUCACAAAGAUCAUUGAAGGCGGAGCUGCACAUAAAGACGGACGGCUGCAGAUAGGAGACAAAAUUCUUGCUGUGAAUAAUAUGUAUUUAGAGGAGGUGAUGCAUGAAGACGCUGUAGCAGCGCUGAAGAACACAGGAGAGAUUGUUUAUCUGAGAGUGGCCAAAACUCAGUAUCAUCCUCAGCAUCAACAUCAUCAAGAAACCUACAAUCCCCCUGACAUCACCAGCUCGUAUUCUGCUCAUAUGGACAUGUCUGAUUACCCACAAGCCCUCAGUCCCUCAUCUCCACGCUGUUACUCUCCCAUUCCUAAAGCCCUGCUGAUGGAUGAUGACAUACCCAGGGAGCCGAGGCGUGUGGUGAUUCUCAGGGGUUCUACAGGUUUGGGCUUUAAUAUCGUGGGCGGUGAGGAUGGUGAGGGAAUCUUCAUCUCAUUUAUUCUAGCGGGCGGAGCAGCGGAUCUGAGCGGAGAACUCAAGAAAGGAGAUCAAAUAUUGAGUGUGAAUGGUGUGGAUCUGCGUCAUGCGACUCAUGAACAGGCUGCAGCGGCGCUCAAGAACGCAGGACAGACAGUCACUAUCAUCGCCCAGUACAGACCAGAGGAGUACAGCAGAUUCGAGGCGAAGAUUCAUGACUUGCGUGAGCAGCUGAUGAACAGCAGUUUAGUUUCUGCAGCAGCAUCAUUACGGAGCGGAAAGAGAAGCUUCUUCAUCAGGGCUCUGUUUGACUAUGAUAAGACGUUAGACUGUGGCUUCCUCUCUCAGGCCGUGAGCUUCAGGUUUGGAGAUGUGCUGCAGGUGUUUGACUGCAGUGAUGAGGAAUGGUGGCAGGCCGCAAAACUCUCUGCACACGGAGAACUGGAGGAGACCGGAUACAUUCCCAGCAAGAGGAGAGUCGAAAGGAAGGAGUGGUCUCGUAUGAAGACCAGAGGCAGAGACGUCAUCAGUGGACGCAGUGAAUACAUUGUAAGCUACGAGACGGUGAUACAGACUGAAGUGCACUAUGCGCGUCCCGUCAUUAUCCUCGGGCCGAGCAAGGAUCGUGUUAACGAUGAUCUUCUGUCUGAGUUCCCGGACAAGUUUGGUUCCUGUGUUCCGCACACGACACGGCCGAAGCGCGACUAUGAGAUGGAUGGACGGGACUAUCACUUCGUGUCAUCACGGGAACAGAUGGAGAAAGACAUUCAGAGUCACAGAUUCAUUGAGGCCGGACAAUAUAACAGCCACCUGUACGGGACCAGCGUCCAGAGUGUGAGACAGGUCGCAGAACAGCAGGGGAAACACUGUAUUCUGGAUGUUUCUGCUAAUGCUGUGAGGAGAUUACAGGCUGCUCAACUUCACCCCAUCGCCAUCUUCAUCAGACCCUCCUCACUGCAGAAUGUACUAGAUAUAAGCAAACGUUUGACAGAAGAACAAGCGAGAAGAGCUUUAGACCGAGCCAUCAAACUAGAGCAAGACUUCAUCGAGUGUUUCUCAGCGAUCGUGGAAGGCGACAGCUUCGAGGAGAUCUACCAUCAUGUGAAGUCUGUGAUCGAGGAACAGUCUGGACCGUAUAUCUGGAUACCAGCAAGAGAAAGACUGUAAAACACACACACACACAACUGAAGACUCCCAUCAGGAACACAGGAGAGAUGUGUGAUGAGAGAACCUGUCCAGCUCACAAUCAGAAAACAUUUUGGUGGUGAAAUGUGAGUUGAACAUGUUCUUAACAGGUUUCAUGAGAUUCACCCUUUGAAUUUCAUGGAAAUCAGUGGGACUUUGUCUAGUGUGUGUGUGUGUGUGUGUGUGUGUGUGUGUGUACAUGAGCCGCUGCUACUGAUGACUACUAUGAUAAUAGAGGUGUUUAUAUGGGUGUUUUCAUGGUGAUUGUGAGCUCAGUGAGUGCAACACAAUGUCUGAGGCAAUAUAGACAUAAGCACUGGGCACUUUACUAACACACACACACACAUCAGUCUACACACACAGGAAACACUGACAUGUGUGUGUCUCAUUGUGAUGUGUCUCUAUAGGGCUACAGUUUACAUAUAAUAAACACUAAACUGCACAGGGAGAGAAACGUGUGAGUGUGUGUGUGUGAUUAAGAGCAUUAGAUUCAUUCUUUUAGUGACAGAGACAUUUUAUGAUUUGUGUGUGUGUGAGGAGAACUGUUGUUUAUGAUUAUUAAUAUACUGUAUAUAUAUAUAUAUAUAUAUAUAUAUAUAUGAAUAUUCUACAGCUGUACAUACAGACUCAGAUGAUAUGAACCAAUGGGGCUUUAAACACAUAAACACUGCACUUCUCUGAGCCAAAACGACCCACAAUCCACCUCACUGCCCAUACAAACAUACAUGACACACGUCUGUCAUUCCUGUCAAUACACCGCUCUCAGUCUCAAACAUUCAACCAAAGUGAUUUUCUGCUUUAGUUUGUGUGAAUAUGACGUUUAAAUUCAGUUUGUCAUUGACUUUUACACAUUUACACUCAUUGAAGUGGCGCGGGGAAACAGUCGCUCUGUAUAAUGUGAAAUAAAUAUAUUUCCUGUUGUAAACUAGCUCUAAAAUACUCAGAUGAUAAAUGACAUUAAAAUGUUUUAAUAAUU